Messenger RNA from Misgurnus anguillicaudatus (oriental weatherfish), 4329 nucleotides. It is a transcript of the gene drd1b, whose product is annotated as dopamine receptor D1b. The record is from RefSeq and is a predicted model, not a curated record. NCBI's taxonomy places the organism in Eukaryota, Metazoa, Chordata, Actinopteri, Cypriniformes, Cobitidae. Gene Ontology annotation, cellular component: plasma membrane. Gene Ontology annotation, biological process: G protein-coupled dopamine receptor signaling pathway; positive regulation of MAPK cascade; adenylate cyclase-activating adrenergic receptor signaling pathway. Gene Ontology annotation, molecular function: dopamine neurotransmitter receptor activity, coupled via Gs; G protein-coupled receptor activity.
UUAUGAAGGGUACUUCAGACCUGUCAGAGCUCUUAAACAGCCAAUACAAGACCGAAAGCAAGCGUGUUUUGUGUGGCGACUCGCGAGAGAACUUAAUAAAACUACUGCAUAGGAAAAAACAAACAUCUUAGUGAACUGCUGAUGCGCACGACCAAACAGAGUUAUUGAAUAACAGCACUUAUUGAAAUGAAGACGCACUUUUUGUUUUUGUUUUAUUCCGAUUUUUAGGUGGCAAAGCUGUAAAAAUGGCAAAGUUGACAUUUCUUUGGAAUAUGCACGCUUCAUUGCCACACUCCAUGCACAUGUGAUGCUGCGCGCACGGACGAGUGAGUGUGAGUGCUGUACUUUCACAUGAUGCGCACGGGGUGACGACAGUCUUUCAUCACAGCACCCGUUUAGACGUAUUAAAAUAACUUACGGACAAUUUUAAGGAAAACUUAAAGAUGAGGAAAGAUGUCUAUUCUGCGCGCACUGGACGGCUGAAACGGGAGAAGCACGCCAAAUUGCGCAAGAAUCUCUUCUCUAUUAAGUGAGUCUAAAGCGCGUGCCGCUUCUGAUAAGUGGAGUCGACUACUGGAUAUUUAUGUGUAAAUAUAUCGGAAUUCAACAGGAAGUCUUAAAGUCUUUGCUUGAUGUCAUUAAGUGAAUUUUGAGGAAAAUGAGGACUGAAGAAAAUGUUAUUCUCACAUCUGCCUUCAACAGCAAUGUAAGAUCUCUUGUUGGUUAUCAUGCAUUCUCUCAUUCUGGAUCAUCACAGUAUGGUCGGACGCGCGUCUGUUGUCAUUCACGAGGACAAAUCGGACCGACGCGGCGGUAACUGAUCGAUAGACUGUACCGAUAAAGCUCAUAUAUAAGGCUAAUGACCGAGCCUGCCCAUGUUUGAUUAACCUGUGUGGGAGAGUAUGCUGUGGGACAAACUGCUGACGAGGUACUGAAUGAAUAAACAGACAGACUUAAUAAGACAUUAAUCCAUGUUUGCGUACAAGAUUAAACCAAAUUUACAUUUGGAUUUUUUGUGUGCAUGUAACCAAAUCAUGUUUAUUGAACAGAUCAGUGGAAGCUCACGCAUCAGUUUUUUGGCUCUCAAAGAGAUUUUAGUGUUGAAAUUAUGACAUGUGUUUUGAACGAUGAUGUCUACAGUCAGCGGAGUGAUGAACCAUCAACCAGUUGCUCGGCUGUACAAGGCUGCUUAGUUUCCAUCGUGUGCACUCUCGGUUUGGACCUGAUCUGGAAUUAUGGGGUGACUGCUCUUUCUACUCGAUGAAAAAGCCAUGGAUGUGAACUACUCCACAGUGCUGGACAGCAGCGUAUCACAGCGCAAUUCUUCAAAGCGAGUUCUAACCGGUUGUUUCCUCUCGCUGCUCAUCCUGACCACCCUGCUGGGCAACACGCUGGUCUGCGCUGCGGUCACAAAGUUUCGCCACUUGCGGUCCAAAGUCACCAACUUCUUUGUUAUAUCACUGGCUAUCUCAGACCUGCUGGUGGCCAUUUUGGUGAUGCCGUGGAAGGCUGCGACCGAAAUUGUGGGUUCCUGGCCAUUUGGCGCUUUCUGCGAUGUCUGGGUGGCCUUUGACAUCAUGUGCUCCACCGCUUCCAUCUUAAACCUGUGCGUCAUCAGCGUGGACCGCUACUGGGCCAUUUCAAGCCCGUUUCGCUACGAGCGCAAAAUGACGCCUCGGGUGGCGUUCAUCAUGAUCAGCGUGGCGUGGACGCUGUCCAUCCUUAUCUCCUUCAUUCCCGUGCAGCUAAACUGGCAUAAAGCCCAGGCGACCAGCUACACGGAGCUGAACGGCACCUUCGGCGAGCUUCCCCCAGACAACUGCGACUCCAGCCUUAAUCGGACGUACGCCAUCUCUUCUUCGUUGAUCAGUUUUUACAUCCCCGUGGCUAUUAUGCUGGUCACCUACACCCGUAUAUACCGCAUCGCCCAGAAGCAGAUACGCCGGAUCUCCGCCCUGGAGCGAGCGGCUGAGAGUGCCAAAAACCGUCAUAGUAGCAUGGGUAACAACGCCAGUAUGGAUUCGGAAAGUUCCUUCAAGAUGUCCUUCAAGCGUGAAACCAAAGUUCUCAAAACCCUGUCGGUCAUCAUGGGCGUUUUCGUGUGCUGCUGGUUGCCCUUUUUUAUCUUGAACUGCAUGGUUCCUUUCUGCAACCCGAAUGAGAGCGGAGACUUCCCGUGCAUCAGUUCCACCACCUUCGAUGUUUUCGUCUGGUUCGGAUGGGCCAACUCCUCGCUCAACCCCAUCAUCUAUGCCUUCAACGCUGACUUCCGAAAAGCGUUCUCCAUCCUGCUGGGCUGCCACAGACUCUGCCCUGGGAGCAACGCUAUAGAGAUUGUGAGUAUUAACAACAACGGGGCUCCUUCGUCGGCUUCUCACUAUCAGCCUAAGUGUCACAUUCCUAAAGAGAGCAACAACAGCAGCUAUGUGAUCCCACACAGUAUACUUUGCCAGGAAGAAGAAACACAAAAACCUGAGGAUGACUCUGGGGUUAAGGCCUUCGAGAAACUGUCUCCAUCCAUGUCGGCCAAUUUGGAUAGUGAUGCUGAUGUUUCCCUGGAAAAGAUCAACCCCAUAACACAAAAUGGGCAGCACAAAUCUGCACCGUGCUGAGUAUUUCUGGCAACAAACGACAGCUGCAAAGAAUCCUGUAUUACCGCGGCGUGGAAUCCAAAUAAAGCUUCACUGAGAACCUUAAAAACAUUUUUGGACCAAAAACAUUAAAUGAAACGUGGAAAUCAAAGAAUGUUCCAAUUGAAGGCACUUUAUGCUGGAUAACUAUCUGCAAAAUGUUCGCAGCAGCUUGUAUUAUUGACGUUAACAGGUCAGUUGUCGCAAGAAAGUAAUGUGAAUAAACCAUGUAUGCAUAUGUAUACAUGUUAUGCAUUUUUCGUUUGUGAUAAAACUUCAGUUCGAGCUGUUUGUUCAGUAGUGAAAUAUCUUGUUACGGCUCACAAGUAGAGCUAUGUGGUGCAUCUACUGUACUGUCGACAACAAAAUGUACAUACUGUUUAUAUUUUUCACCGUUUAUCAGAGUUGGCCAAGUCCACAUCUCUUUGCGCUGCUACAGUAGUUGGUAUAAUUGUAUUGCAGCAACAUGAUGUACAUGUGCAAGCCACCCCAUAAUGUGACAAAGAGCCAUUUUUGAUUCAGUCUUCUAUGUGCUUUGGUGUGAUGUUGAAGAAAUUGCAGUCGGGGGAAUGGAUUUUCUGCCAUUUGAUUUAUCAGCUGUGGAAGUGGGCAUGAUAUUCGGAUGUGAUUUUUUUGUAUUUUUUUUGUAAAAAAAAGUUUCUUUCCCCAACCCUUUCUCUUUCCGUCAACGCUUCACUUGUCACAAUGCAAGACAGCACAGGGCGACCCAUAAUCCCAGUGGUAAUCUUACCGGUCAUUCUGUUGUCAUUCUUUCCCAUUUAAAGCAUUUCAAAAGGACAAAAUGCUUAAACCCCACGCGUAAGAGGCCUGUCAGCGUAUUAGUGUCCGUGACAGGGUUCAAUUCCUACGUCUUUGAAAAAUGCCUGAUUUGGAGAUUUGGAUUUGUAGCUAUUUCAGUCUCAUUAAUUCCACCCACUAUAAAUGCAAUUUCAAGUGCAUUUAAACGAAAACAAGAAAUCUUUCAGUUUCUUUCGCCAAAUCUAUGUGGAUGAGUUUUGCUAAUAUAGCUUUAGUGUACACAUUCAUCUAACCACCCAGAAAGCAGCCGACAUAUUGUGACCUUUUGAAAGCAGUUGACACCACAGGAAGCGCUCUGUAGUACAUCUUAGCGCUUCAAAGCAUAUCUAGUUUGAAAACAAUCUUGCAUAAUUCUGUCUCUGAACUGUUAUGUCAGCUGUCAUGGGAGCAUAUGGAUCAUUAGGAACAUAUGCACAUCCUUAGGUACAUUGACUCCAUGGAGCAAUUGAACCAAUAUAACUCAGUCGCUUCUUGCCCAGACGAAUUCUGUGUCGUACGUCGUCCUACUUUUAAUAGAGUCAUUUGUUGAGCUGUUUUGUAAAGUUAUGCAACCGCCCUUGAUCUAAGUUAAUUCCUGGGCCUACCAUACAGCGCGAGCUUCCCACGAACAUUGGGAUUUGACUGAAUUGACAAGCCAAAUGCAAAGCAAUGUGAUUACUGUAAAUCAAUGACAAUGGAUUUUUCGAGACAUAGCUUUCAACAGAUUCUCCCUUUCUGAAAACUGAGCAAAAUUUGUCAGGUUUCGCCUUUUGAGUGGAUCGUUCACCCAAAAGUAAAAAAACUGGCAUCAUUUACUCACCCUCAAGUUGUUUCAAACCUGUAUAAAUGUAUUUGUAUGUAUUUGAAGAUAUUCGUAAUAAAGCAGAAAAUAGGAGCAACA